Herpailurus yagouaroundi (jaguarundi) is the source of this 1464-nucleotide messenger RNA. RefSeq names its product solute carrier family 22 member 31 (gene SLC22A31). NCBI's taxonomy places the organism in Eukaryota, Metazoa, Chordata, Mammalia, Carnivora, Felidae. Gene Ontology annotation, cellular component: membrane. Gene Ontology annotation, biological process: transmembrane transport. Gene Ontology annotation, molecular function: transmembrane transporter activity. The annotation marks the transcript as partial. The transcript has 9 exons. The record is from RefSeq and is a predicted model, not a curated record.
CUCGACGCCAGCGUGCCGCGCCUGGGACCCGCGCGCGCCCCGAGCCCCUGCCUGCUCCUGCGCUACCCUGAGCCCGAGCCCCACGCCCGCCCCAACGGCACGCGGCCCUGCACGCGCGGCUGGCACUACGCGCUGCCCGCCGCCGGCCUGCUGCGCAGCCCGGUGACCCAGUGGAACCUGGUGUGUGAGGAUGGCUGGAAGGUGCCCCUGGAGCAGAUGAGCCACCUCCUGGGCUGGCUGCUGGGCUGUGUCUUCCUGGGUGCGGGCUGUGACCGGUUUGGACGUCGGGCUGUGUUCGUGGCCUCCCUGGUGCUGGCCACAGGCCUGGGGGCCAGUGAGGCCCUGGCGGCCAGCUUUGCCGCCCUGCUGACCUUAAGGCUGCUUCACGGGGGGGCCUUGGCAGGGUUUUCCCUUGCCCUCUACGUGGCUCGCCUGGAGCUGUGUGACCCCCCUCGUCGCCUGGUGUUCUCCGUGGGAGCCGGCCUCUUCUCCGUGCUGGGCACGCUGCUGCUGCCUGGCCUGGCGCUUCUGGCGCAGGACUGGCGCCUCCUGCAGGGGCUCAGCGCCCUGGUGACGGGCCUUCUGCUGCUCUUUUGGGGGUCGCCGGCCCUGUUCCCUGAGUCUCCCUGCUGGCUGCUGGCCACGGGACAGCCAGCCCGGGCCCGGAAGAUCCUGUGGCACUUGGCAGAACCUGGGGGCGUGGACCCGGAGGACGGCUCAGAGGAGGAGAGCUCCCUGGUUACAGAGCUGGACAUGCUGGGUGCACAGAGCCCCCGGCCCCAGUACCACUCCGUCCUGGAGCUCCGGCACACCCGCGUCGCCUGGAGAAACGGACUCAUCCUGGGCUUCAGUUCGCUGAUCUGCGGGGGCAUCAGAGCCGGCUUCCUCCGCAACCUGGCCCCGAGCGAGCCCACCUUCUAUUGGCCCUACUUCCUGACCGCCGGCCUGGAGGCAGCGGCCGCUGUGCUCCUGCUGCUGACGGGGGACCGCUGGGGGCGACGCCCGGUCCUGUUGCUGGGCACCCUGGUCCUGGGCCUGGCAUCCCUGCUGCUUCUUGCCGGGACCCAGUACCUGCCAGCUUGGACCAUGCUGUCCCUGUCCGUCCUGGGCCUCCUGGCCUCCCACGCCGUGUCUGCCCUCAGCAGCCUCUUCGCGGCGGAGGUGUUCCCCACGGUGAUCAGGGGGGCCGGGCUAGGCCUGGUGCUGGGGGCCGGCUUCCUGGGCCAGGCGGCAGCGCCGCUGGCCGACGUGCACGGCCGGGGCGGCUUCUUCCUGCACCACGUGGUCUUCGCCUCCUUCGCGGUGCUCGCCCUGCUGUGCGUCCUGCUGCUGCCCGAGAGCCGAGGCCGCCGCCUGCCCGCGUCGCUGCGGGACGCCGACUGCCUGCGCGGGUCCCGGGCCCGCCGCCGCCGCCCGCCCCCGCCCUCCCACCGGGCGGGGUCCCGGCCGGAGCGGGACGGCUGA